Messenger RNA from Oxyura jamaicensis (ruddy duck), 5661 nucleotides. RefSeq names its product zinc finger protein 536 (gene ZNF536). The coding region runs from base 1110 to 5246 and encodes 1378 amino acids. Gene Ontology annotation, molecular function: DNA-binding transcription factor activity, RNA polymerase II-specific; RNA polymerase II cis-regulatory region sequence-specific DNA binding. The transcript has 9 exons. Gene Ontology annotation, biological process: regulation of DNA-templated transcription. The record is from RefSeq and is a predicted model, not a curated record. Gene Ontology annotation, cellular component: nucleus. NCBI's taxonomy places the organism in Eukaryota, Metazoa, Chordata, Aves, Anseriformes, Anatidae.
AGCGGCGAGCCUCCCUGCUUAUGUGGAAAAAGACUAUUUUAAGUGUCAUAAUUAAGUUUAGAAGCCUUGUUUGGGCUCAUUCACUACUCGAAAUAAAAAGGACUGGCUGCUUUUAGCCCCUUUCUGAAGGGGUUGGCUAAGCGCCUCUGCACGUUCGCUUGGAGAAGAAUGUUUUCUUUUCUAGUUUAAUAUUAGAAACUAUAUUUUUACUUGUUUAAACCGGAUUUGAUUAUUCCUGUGGAGAUUUUUUUCUCUCCCCCCCUUCCUAUCACUCCAAUCUUUGUUCAUUGUUCAUUGACUGUGGAAGGCUGCUUAAAUGUACAGAGAGAGGGGGAGGCCCCCUCGCUGGUUUGAUGUUGAAAUAGUAAACCUGAAUGAGGAGGGUGGCUGGAAAAGUGGACAUUGCAGCUUUAAUUAACUUCAAGAUGCUUCAGCGAGGACCAGAGCGUAGUAGUGACGUUGCCUCAUAAAUCUGUCCAGUACAGUGCAUUGCAUUGAACUAUUACAGUAUCACCGUUACAUUGAAUAUUCACUACCUAUCCGGGAGCAGAUUUGCAUAAUUGGAUCUUUUUUUAAAUGAAACUUGUUUGCAAAAAACAAAAAACAAAAACAAAACAAAACAAAAAAAACAAACCCAAAAAAAAAAAACAAAACCAAAAGCCCAAGUGAAAACCGCGUCGAUCUGCAUGAUUAUAAAGGGUUCAAACAUAUCCGAAAAUUGUGACCUUCAGUACCUAUCCUGUGUAUUGUAAGAAUUUCCUCAGCCAGGGAACAGAUACCUUGGUUAAGAAUAACUGUAAAGAAUCUGCAAGAGUUUUCAUCAAUCGUUGAUUAAAGAAUUAAAUCUCGCCACACUCCAGCUAGCUAGAUGGGGAAACUAAGGCAAAGAGGUUAAAGGACCUCUCCCAGGCCACAGUGUGUGUUGAUGUCUGUUCCUGCUCCCUAGACAUGUGCACAGACUACUAGACUUCACUACUCUGGCUGCAGCAGGGAAGUGGGACGCCCCUUUGGCAAUCUGUCAGUGCCAACCUGAGCUGCAUCCUUUCACUGGGUAUUUUCUAAGCUGACUGACAGUCCUUAAAACAAGUAUGCAGUUAAGCUGCUAAGAGAUGGAGGAAGCUAGUUUGUGCCUUGGUGUUUCUUCAGCUGUUCCAGAAGCUGACGCUCAUCUCAACAGCACCAUACUCAAUGGGCAGUAUUCAAUGAGCCAAAAACUGCACCAGAUCACUUCCCAGCUCAGCCAUGCCUUCCCAGAGCUCCAGAACAGGCAGAAUCCAGAGGAGAAGGCAUCUGCACCACUAGAAGACAAAAGUCACAUGUCCAUAGCAAACCAGCCCAUCAGCAGUCAGAUGGCACUGUUAGCAAACCAGCUCAACAGGGAGGUUGACACCAGUUUGAAUGGGCGUGUGGAUCUGCAGCAGUUCUUAAAUGGACAAAAUCUAGGGAUCAUGUCUCAGAUGAGUGAUAUAGAGGAUGAUGCGAGGAAAAACAGAAAAUACCCAUGUCCCCUCUGUGGGAAACGCUUUCGAUUUAACAGCAUCCUGUCACUACACAUGCGCACUCAUACUGGAGAGAAACCAUUUAAGUGUCCAUACUGUGAUCACAGAGCAGCUCAGAAAGGCAACCUGAAGAUACACCUGCGUACUCACAAACUUGGAAACCUUGGCAAAGGUCGUGGAAGAGUCCGAGAGGAAAACAGACUUUUACAUGAGCUGGAGGAGAGAGCGAUUCUUCGGGACAAGCAGAUGAAGAGCAGCCUCUUGCAGCCACGACCUGAUGUGAAAGCACAGCAGCAUACCCAGCCAAUGCCUCUUGCAAACUGCAACUUGUCUGUGCCAGCUAAUCACAACACACCUGAUAUUUCAAACCCUGUUCCCUCUCCAAAGCCAGUCAGCAUCCCGGAAGAAGUUGUUGCUCAGACAGCUGGGUUCAGAUGCACGUUUUGCAAAGGCAAGUUUAAAAAGCGAGAAGAGCUAGACAGGCACAUAAGGAUCUUGCACAAGCCUUACAAGUGUACCCUGUGUGACUUUGCUGCCUCGCAGGAGGAGGAACUGAUCAGCCACGUGGAGAAGGCUCACAUAACUGCAGAGUCAGCACAGGGCCAGGGCUCCAACGGGAAUGGGGAGCAGUCCACCAAUGAGUUUCGCUGCGAGGUGUGUGGCCAAGUGUUUAGCCAAGCCUGGUUCCUAAAAGGCCACAUGAGGAAGCACAAGGAUUCCUUUGAACACUGCUGUCAGAUCUGUGGGAGGCGAUUCAAAGAGCCUUGGUUUCUUAAAAAUCACAUGAAAGUCCACCUGAAUAAGUUAUCUGUCAAGAACAAAUCUCCGAAUGAUCCUGAAGUACCUGUCUCCAUCAGCAGUAUGUCCCAGGAAGCUCAUGCAAACUUGUAUUCAAGAUAUCUGUCGUGUUUGCAGAGUGGAUUUCUUCCUCCCGACAAAACAAGCUUAAGUGAACAAAAUCAAAUCUAUAACAAAGGAGAUAUGCCCAUGAAAGAGAAAGAAGUCUUAGGAAAACUCCUUUCACCCAUUUCUGGCAUUGGCCACAGUAUUGCUGAAGGGGAUAAACAUUCUUUAUUGGGCUGUCUCAAUCUGGUGCCUCCUCUGAAAUCCAGCUGUAUAGAAAGGUUACAAGCUGCCGCCAAAGCAGCAGAGAUGGAUCCAGUAAACAGCUAUCAGGCCUGGCAGCUUAUGGCAAGGGGAAUGGCCAUGGAACAUGGCUUUUUGUCUAAAGAGCAGCAGAUACAGCGCAGCCAUGAAGACACUUUGGCAAAUGCUGGAGUUAUGUUUGAUAAGGAGAAGCGGGAGUAUGUGUUAGUAGGAGCAGAUGGCUCUAAGCAGAAAAUGCCUGCUGAUUUGGUUCACAGCACUAAAAUGGGCAAUCAGAGAGACUUGCCAAACAAACUAGACCCUUUAGAAGGCAGUAGAGAUUUUUUGUCACAUGGUAUGAACCAGGGACUCGAUUACAACUUACAAAGUCAUGGAAACGUAAAAGAAAAGCCAACUGAAUGCCCAGACUGCGGAAGGGUUUUUAGAACAUACCACCAAGUGGUUGUGCACUCCAGGGUCCACAAAAGAGACAGGAAAGGAGAAGAUGAAAUAAUUCAAGGUAGUCUUGAUGAGCGCCGUGGGUCUGGCAGCGAUCAAGAGUCUCAAUCUGUCAGCAGGUCGACAACACCAGGGUCCUCUAACAUUACUGAAGAGAGCGGAGUAGGUGGGGGUCUCUCGCAGACGGGGAGUGCCCAGGAGGACAGUCCACAUCCUUCCUCACCCUCCUCUUCAGACAUUGGAGAAGAAGCUGGGAGAUCUGUAGGAGUCCAACAGCCAGCUUUACUGAGAGACAGGAGCCUUGGUUCUGCCAUGAAAGACUGCCCAUAUUGUGGAAAAACUUUCAGAACAUCACAUCACUUAAAGGUCCACUUGAGAAUACAUACAGGUGAGAAACCUUACAAGUGUCCACAUUGUGAUUAUGCUGGUACUCAGUCUGCAUCCCUCAAGUACCAUUUGGAAAGGCACCAUCGGGAGCGACAGAAUGGAGCAGGACCACUCUCUGGGCAGGCUGCAAGUCAAGAACACAAAGAAGAUACAUCAAGUAAAAGUUCCGUAUUUAUUAGACCAGAUAUACUGAGAGGAGCCUUCAAGGGGCUUCCUGGUAUCGACUUCCGAAGUGGCAUGGUCUCACAGCAGUGGACAUCAGGAAUGCUGUCUUCUGGAGAUCAGCAAGGACAAGCAGCUGGCAUGUCAUCUGAAGUAUCUUCAGACAAUAUGAAGGGGUCAGACAUAUCUUCCAAAGGAACACACUUCUCUGAACUUGGCCGUGCUUACCACAACAUGGUUGGGAAUGGUGUGAACUUUCAAGGGUCUUUGCAAGCUUUCAUGGACAGCUUUGUCCUAAGUUCUUUGAAGAAAGAAAAAGAAAUGAAGGAUAAAGCUCUGUCAGAUCCACUUUCAGCAAAAGCUCUGGGCACAGAUGGAGGUGAGGAAAAGAUCAAUAGCAAGUCCUCACAGCGAAAAACAGAAAAGUCACAAUAUGAACCUCUUGACUUAUCUGUAAGGCCAGAUGCAGCCUCCCUCCCAGGUUCAUCUGUUACCGUGCAAGACAAUAUUGCUUGGCAUGGCUGCUUAUUUUGCUCCUUUACAACUUCUUCUAUGGAACUAAUGGCUCUGCAUCUCCAGGCCAAUCACUUGGGCAAGGCAAAACGUAAAGACAACAUGAUAGGGAACAACAAAGACCAAUCUAGAGAAGCUUCAGCCUCAGUUAAUAAAGUGAGCUUGCUCCCCUCUUCUGUACAGUCCAGCAAAGAGGCAGUAGUUUCAAACAUGCUUAGCCAGCUGGACUCAGCUCCUGAGAAAAUGACCCAAGGACAAAAUAAAGAGACCCUGGGAGAGCAAAAGAGUACUGCCUGGCCCAGCCACAUGGAAUCUACUUUUUGUAAUUUUACAACAGACUUCUAUAAGCAGUUUGGUGUUUACCCUGGCGUUAUUGGCACAGGAACACAAAAUUCGUGCACCAGUAAUGAAUCUGAAAUAAAACCACAACCCGAAGAUGACCCAAAUAUUCUGCUCUCUGACUCUGUAAAUAAAAGUGCUACUGAUGACCUUUCCGACAUAGCUUCAUCUGAGGAUAUGGAAUCUUCCAAGGAGGAAAACAUUGAAGAUGAGGACAUUGAAACAGAACCAGAUAUUAUGAAUAAGCAGUUGUCUGCCCUAAACAAGGAAAGCAGCGAAGGAGGCGACAAUAUACAAAGUGUGGCCACCUCACAACCAGCACAAGGGCUCGUAUCACCACUGCCACAAGCAUCAGAAAAGCAGUGGCACAGUCAGAAUCUUCUAUCCUCCCAUGAAACUGCACAAGGAGUGAUGAAAGCCGAACAAGUUCAGGGUCCACAGGUCCUGGAGAAGCAGAUGAACAUGUUGUCAGUCCUAAGAGCUUACAGCUCUGAUGGCUUAGCAGCCUUUAAUGGACUUGCAAGUAGCACAGCAACUAGUGGAUGUAUCAAGAGACCUGACUUGUGUGGUAACCGGCCCUUCCAGUGCCGAUACUGCCCAUACAGUGCCUCUCAGAAGGGGAACCUGAAGACCCACGUCCUCUGCGUCCAUCGCAUGCCUUUUGACAACAGCCAGUACCCAGACCGCAGGUUCAAGCGCUCCCGGGCAGACUCGGAAGCCCUAGGGAGCAUGGAGGAGGCUGCGGGCCGGGCAGGGGGCUUGGCCGAGCAGGCUGAGGAGGGCGGCCAGGCCCAGGAGUAAGGCGCCCAGCCGGGUCCUCGCGGCAUGGCGGCCGCUUGCUGCACGGGACUCUGGCCGUGUACUGGGCCUGAGGCAGCUGGCUGUGCUGAGGGCAGAAUUGUGUGCCGGCUUCUGGACGUGUACAGGAUGCUCCCAACAUUUAAGUAUAUGUAUAUGGAUACGUACGCAUGCAUAUAUAUAUAUUUACACACACGUGCUCAUAUACGGUCAUAUACCCAUUAAAUAUAUAUCUACAUUUGCACACACCCACAUGAUCCCUCUGUGUGUGUGUGUUUAAGUAUAUAUAUUACACACACAAAAUAAAUCUCCAGCCCUUGAAAAUGGCUGCUAAACUGUUACCUGGCAACAAGUACUUCCAAACAAUGUAGGUGGGAUAAUAAAGUGAUCUAAAAACGCUAGGAGGCCGUUAGUUAUU